AUAGAGUCAAAGGCUAUCCUAGAGGAGUUACGAUCCUAUGUACGAAAAAAGAAAAAACGUGGCUAUUAAGAUAAUUCCCAUUUAUGAAUUGGCUUGGAUUUCUUCUAGAAGAGUGUUGGAACAUGUCCCUAUUGCCAUUGGACUAACUAGUUGCUAUCCUCUAGGAGAACAUGACAUAUUUGAGGCAAAUCCUUCUCCUAGUAAUGACUAUUGACUAGUUCCAUAUGUUAGAAGGCCAUGGCUUAGAAAGAUUGCCCCAUCAAUGUCGCAAAAAGUAUCAAACAAGGCACACCCUUUUGAUUUCACUAUUAUUUGAGUUGCUUGGAGAUGCCCUUGUCUUGUGUUGGCUCCAACAAUUGCACAAAUUCAAGAACCGUUGCCUCUUGUUGCUACAAGAUCGAUGGACAUGAAGGACCCUUUUGAUGUCUCUUCUUCUUACAUGCUUCUUGAGGCAAGUGGUGAUUCUGAAGCUGAUUGUUAUAACCCCACUAUGGGUGAACAUGGUUAUGAAAUUGGUAGAGCAGAUGAUGAUGCUCAAUCUUGCAGCUAUGAUAAUUCUGAGACUUGUAAUGCUGCUGAACUUCAUGGAAAUGAGUCUUGGAAAAAUGAUGAUGAUGAUGAAGAUGAAAAGAAAGAUGAUGUUCAUGAAACUUCAUAUUGUGAUGAUGAUGAUGAUGAGAUGCAACAACACCAGAAGUCCUGUGUGUCUGAUGAUUCAGAACAAGAGUUGGUGGAUGAGAUGGAAAAGAAUAGGCAGUUCUGGGAAGCUUGUUUGGCAUCUUGAUUGUGUUUGUUGGAAUUUCUUUUUUCUUUCAAUAGUACUCAUAAAAUCAUAGGGUCUUAGCUUCUUCACCAGUAUUUAUUCUUUUAAAGAAACAUGGGGGUCUAUUGAACCUGUCUAAAAGAUAAAAGCUUUCAAUUGUAUGUAUGCCUAAACUGAUUCGUUCACAAUUCAUUGUGGAACAUAUAUAAACUGCAAAAUCAUUAUAAUAGCCUUGUACUUGAAUUUUUUGGUAAAUUGUUUGGUAAUACUUUUUAAAUUA
Cajanus cajan (pigeon pea) is the source of this 1043-nucleotide messenger RNA. RefSeq names its product myelin transcription factor-like protein. Lineage: Eukaryota; Viridiplantae; Streptophyta; Magnoliopsida; Fabales; Fabaceae. The record is from RefSeq and is a predicted model, not a curated record.